Molecule: messenger RNA, 3432 nt
Organism: Trichoderma harzianum CBS 226.95
Lineage: Eukaryota; Fungi; Ascomycota; Sordariomycetes; Hypocreales; Hypocreaceae
Exons: 2
Coding region: 1-3432 (1143 amino acids)
Biological process (GO): transmembrane transport
Source: RefSeq, a predicted model, not a curated record
AUGGAGGGGAGCGCCAGACAAGGCUGCGUCAUCAGCGCGCGAACGAAAUGGAGCAUCUUCGCACGACCGGCGUGGCUCAUCCUCACAUUGCUCACGCUCGCCCUCGUCGCGACGCCGGCCGCCGCCGUCCUGGUCGAGUUCGAAAACUGCCUCCCCGACUCGUACCGCUUGAACAAUCCUCCCCUGCUGCAGUGGGAGCCUCUAUAUGUCGACGCCUUCUUCGACACCAAGACGCCCAACAACAAUCUCCAUGUGACUGUAUGGGCGAAUGUUACGGGCUCGCAGAAUUCGGGGUCGCUUCCCCCGCCGAAUGACCCAUAUUGGACCGAUCCCAAGGAGACCAACGGCAAAAUCGAGCAGACGCCCUAUAUCGAUACUCUUGCUACCACGCUGAUCCGGAGAGUCAACGUCUUGACGUAUGAGCCGUGGAAUGACCGCUCCAAUUUCUGCACGACCAGUCUCGUUAAUGGGACAUGUCCGUUGGCACCGACGUUCGGUAAUGUCGACCUCCCCUAUGGACUUCCAUCAGUGAAUCUGUCCCAUGACUUUUUCUCUUCAUACGCGUUCAGCUCCUUCUCUCUUACUUUUCUCCUCAUCAAUGGCGACAAGGCCGCUACCAACAUUGGCUGCGUUUCUGCAGUCGUCACCCCCGACCUGGGUGGCCUCGCAUGGGUGCUCAAGUUCAUGCCCCUUCUGGUCCUGCUCUUUGCUGGCUUCGCGGUCCCGUUUGCGGGUAUAUGGAGCCCCUGGGGCACCACCGACGUCUUCCACUGGACAUCCAACUAUGGCCGAGACGCUGAUUUGCUAAGACUCGUUACUCCCGGGUUUGGUGACUGUCUGCAAUACAUUCAGUUCAUCGUCCUGACUGGUGCCUUGACGCUCGACUACCCCGGCUUCUUCCAACCUGUUGUGAGCCAAGUCGGGUGGUCAUCCCUCAUGUUCAACGAAAGCUUUGUCGCCCACGCCGACCCAUGGCACAAUGUGGUGGAUGGAAUCUACGUGACCAAAAACGGCACAGAAUUCGGGCUGCAGAAGAUGGCGCAGCUCAUUGGCAUGUCCGAGGCUGAAGAUGUGUGGCCGGGCAUGAUGGUGUGGCUCUGUGUCAUGAUUGCCUCCGUCAUCGUCCUCAUCCAGCUUGGCUUUGCCGCCCAGUGGAUCUUCCGCAAGAUCAGGAAGACUACCGAGGAGGACCUGCGGGCGAAGAAUAUCCCGUUUGUCAUUGGCAACGUGGUGCGCAUAGUCUUCAAUUUUAUGCUGACCCCAAUCGUGGCACUAUCAUGCUUCCAAUUUGUCGUCUCUGGCCAGUCGCCGGGUUGGACCGUUGCCUUGGCUGCGCUGACACUGGCCGUAGUUAUCGGCUUUGCGAGCUAUCUGCUUUGGUUCAUUAUCACUACGCGGCCUAAGUCGGCUCUGUUUGAUGAUUUGCCCACUGUCCUGCGGUACGGGCCCCUCUAUAACACAUACGCCGACGAGGUCGCUGCGUUUGCUCUUAUCCCGAUCCUGCUCAACGUCAUCAGAGGCGUUGCUAUCGGUGCCGUUCAGCCGAGCGGUGUUGCCCAAGUCGUGCUUUUGGCCAUUUGCGAGGUUAUCCAAAUUCUCAUGAUCUACGCAUUCCGGCCCUAUCAAAGGGCCACCUCGAUGAAUAUCUAUCACAGCCUUUUCGCAGUUUUACGGUUGAUGAUCAUCAUCCUCAUGGUUACUUUUGUACCCAGCUUGGGUGUUACCGAAGGCCCAAAGGGCUGGAUCGGAUAUGCUAUUUUGCUGCUUCAUGCCUGUGUGCUCGCCCUCGGCUUCUUCCUUGGUGCUGUGCAGACCAUCAUCGAAGUGAUUGCUAGAUUGUUCGGUGCUGGCGGAGACGAUGUCACUGGCUUGACUAGAGGUGGCCUCUCUAAGAUCUUUGGCAUGCGGCAACUGUCCAGGAGAGUCAACCAUCACAGCCAGGGACCAUCUCGGGCCAGCCAACUGUCCACCGCAGCCAUGCUGGAUGCCGAUGAUAGUGGCAAGUCUGGGUACGUGAUGCCAAGUGGUAGAGUCCGCAGCGGUUCCGUGGCCAGUCUUAGUGGUGUCAUUACCCACCACCGACACCGAAGCAGCUCGGCUCUUGACAGUAUGUAUUCGGCCGUCCACCGGAAUGCCGAUACUGCUAGUUCCUACAUACCGGGAACGCCGGGCGAGGCCAGCACCUUUUCAUUUCUUGCGUCGCCAUCUGCUGCUCGCCAGGGGCCGCCUGGUGUUGUCAUGGAAGCCUCUGAUCCAUACUACCGGCCUCCACGGCGGCGUCGUGAGAUGACUGGUGAUUCCGGACAGACCGACGGCCAGCGUGACUCGCUCGUCAUUGAGCCUGUUCCUCAGGCUGGAGGAUUGGCCCCUGAAUCUCCUGACGGGGUGGCAGAAAUUUCACGAGGAGCUACUCCGGCACCUGGACACGGCAAUAAUAAUCUUUCUAUAAGCAUCCCGGCGAACCGACCUGAUUACUCGACCCGCGAGGUCGACUUUUACUAUGGCGUUAGGGGUCCUGCGCUCAACUCAGAGGGCCCAGGUAGGAAGCUAGGAACUGGUCCUGCAGACCCGACCGGCCCAGCGGCGACGGCUGCUGGAUGGUUCCGCAGCCUGAUAUUUGGCGGCAAGACCAAGGAGAAGGGCAAGGGCUUUGAGGUUGUUAGAAGCGCCAGGAUGCCGCCAAACAUGGUUCGAAACGGAGGUUUUGGUGAUGAGACGCCGCCAGAGGGCAUUCCAGUCGCUAUGGGCGUUAUUAGAAACGGCCCUAUCGAUUCCGACGAUGACGAUGAGCCUCAAAUCCCGAGGCCGAAACGCCGCGAAGGCGAGCUGCUGACUGACAAUGGCGACCCGCAUGACUCUGAUGAGGAGCCUGAUAGCCCGGUUACGGAUAGACUCCCUAGGGGGCGGAUAUCUCAAUCCGCCACAGCUUUGGGUUCUAAGAGAGCCGAGGAUGGAUUGGAUAGCGAUGGUGUCAGUGAAGAGGACUUGUCUGAUGUUGACCUUGAUGCGCCAGUCAUUCCACGGAAGAGUUCUAAGAGACACUCGGCCCAGCUGGACCACAACAUCCAGAUCACGCCUCUUGUCACGAUAGAGUCUGAGUCGAUGCGUCCCGGUAGCCGCGAAUCGAUGCGGACGUUCCAGACCGAGUCGAGUGCACAGCACGGCGGUGUAUCGUUGCUGCCCCGACUCCCGUUUGAGCGGAGAGGCUCAGACCGACGGUCAGACCAACGACCGUCUUCAAAGUCGUCACUCGACUUUCCAGACCUAAGACACAUAGACUCGGCAGCACACGAUGACGAUGCGGCCGGAUUCGGGACAGUUUCUCAACAUAGUAUCAGUCGAAUUGAUCCGCAUCACGCUGACGAUGGCAUGCUCAGCACCGCUGCGUCUGUCGUAGACGAUGCACAUUCACAUUCUGGGAAAGAGGCUUGA